Molecule: messenger RNA, 2941 nt
Organism: Solea senegalensis (Senegalese sole)
Lineage: Eukaryota; Metazoa; Chordata; Actinopteri; Pleuronectiformes; Soleidae
Gene: mazb
Product: MYC-associated zinc finger protein b (purine-binding transcription factor)
Exons: 7
Coding region: 706-2154 (482 amino acids)
Biological process (GO): regulation of cytokine production; negative regulation of transcription by RNA polymerase II; regulation of immune system process
Cellular component (GO): nucleus
Molecular function (GO): DNA-binding transcription activator activity, RNA polymerase II-specific; RNA polymerase II cis-regulatory region sequence-specific DNA binding
Source: RefSeq, a predicted model, not a curated record
GAAAGAGACAGGGAGGGAGGAGGGAGAGCGGGCGAUAAAAAAAGAAAGAUGACAUCCUCGCGGCAGAAGGGCCGAGGUGGAGUGAUAGGCUGCAGCCCGGCGAGCGGUGCUCUCGCCGGGGUCACGGCUUGAAACCAACAUCGAGGCUUCGACAAACACCCGAGUGGCCUAAUGGGAGAAAAUGGAAAAAAAUAGACUCAUACAUUAAAACCAAAGCAUGAACUGCUGUGCUAACAAAUGCGUGUGUUUUAAACCCAUAUUUGCUCUUAAAUGGCGUUAAAUGGCGUUGAAAAUCGCAUUAUUUCAAGAUAAAGUGGUUGUUGUUUAAUGCUAAAGUGUAACACUGUGCCGUGCGCUGUUGGUGUUUUUGGGUCAGUUUAGCAGUGUGCCGGUGCGUUUGAUGAACACUACUGUAUAAUGAGUCAAAGUUAGAGAGGGAAGACGCGGUUGUUGGAGCUAGCCCGUGUGCUGCGUGCUUACAUGGACACGGCAUUCGGCUACAUCAAUGAGAACAACAGCACAAGUUGGAACACAGCACAGACGAAGCCCGUUACGCUUUUAUUCGAGAACCCGAAAGCUGCAGGACCGGAGACAGCGAGUGUUCGCGCCUCGGCCGUCGUUGGGCCCCGUCCACACCAUGCAAAGGCGGCUGUCCGCGACCUCAAUCACCAACUGACUGUGUAAUCUCCACCGCUGUAGCUCAAAAUGGAUGCUGCUUGGAGCAAUUUCCUCUUCCAGCAUACUCCCACCCAAAAUCAAGUGGAGGGGAGCCUCCAAUCAGAGCUCAUGUCAGUGCAUACGAGUUCUCCCCAAACUCCACCCACAGAGCACAUAGCUCAGCCUCCCUCAACAGUGGACACUGCUGCUCUCAAUGAGGAGCCCCUGCCCGUGAAGCCAGUGUCUCGGCCGGCCCGUGUGCCCCACAUCUGUGCCAUCUGCAACAAGCAGUUCAAGAACAACUACAACCUGCGGCGGCACCAGUCGGUCCACACCGGGGUACGCAUGAAGGACAGGGCCAGAGAGCAGGUGGAGGGGGCGAAGGAGGGAGCAGCGGGCCAGGUGGCGGUGGCGGUGGCGGUGUCGGCCCCGUCGGCGAUGGUGGUGGGGGCUGGAGGGAGGAUGGAGAGGCCCACUGUUCCCCUCUCACUGCUCCACCUCUCCACGCCUCCCACUCUCGCCCCUCCCGGCGUGUUGGUGGGUGCACAGCAGCCUCCCCUGGGUAGUCAGGAUGGUGAUGGGGUUGCCAUGCCAAACGUAAUGGCUAGUGUUAACCCCCAUGCUCCGCCUCCUGCUGCUGUCGUCAUGGCCACAGGGGCGACAGUACAGCGUCCCACAAAUCCGAACCCCAACCCAGUGAAGAAGAACCACGCCUGUGAGACAUGUGGGAAGGCCUUCCGCGACGUCUACCACCUCAACCGCCACCGCCUGUCACACUCGGACGAGAAGCCGUUCUCCUGUCCCAUUUGCCAGCAGCGCUUCAAGAGGAAGGACCGCAUGAGCCACCAUGUGCGCUCUCACCAAGGUGGUGUGGAAAAACCCUACGUCUGCCCCCACUGUGGCAAGGCUUUCUCCAGGCCUGACCAUCUGAACAGUCACGUGAGACAGGUGCACUCCUCAGAGCGACCUUUCAAAUGCCCAACCUGUGAGUCCAGCUUUGCCACGAAGGAUCGUCUGCGUGCGCACAUGAUUCGCCACGAGGAGAAGGUCCCCUGCCACAUCUGUGGAAAACUGCUGUCUGCUGCUUACAUCACAGAUCACAUGAGGGUUCACAACCAGUCGCAGCACCACGCCUGCCACCUCUGUAACCGUAGCUUCACCACGCUGACGUACCUCCGUGUCCAUGCCCAGAAGCACCACGGCCAGGAGUGGAAGGACAGUCCCGGGGGCUUCGGAGGCUCGGGCUCUGGCGGCGUGCUCGUCUGUCACUUGUGUGGCGUCCACUGCAAGACGCCCACGCAGCUCCAGGGGCACAUGGGCACCCAUGGCAACAGCCAAGGUGCCCCGAGCCCCGUCACUUCUAAUGUGGCUGCCAGCAGCUCCGUCUCCCUUAGCAACAUGGUGACAGCACCCACUGUGUAUGUCACUGGCAACACGGUGGUGGACCUGCUGGUCACAGACUGCUCUAGCAUCGCAGCGCCACAGUCCCAGAGUUAGCAAUAGAGAGCUCAGCAAUAAUAACCUCAGUCCCUUUGCAGAGGGCAAGGUUAGAGAAGGUUGGAGUAACUCGUAGAUGCUGAUCAGGUUUACCGCGUAGUAGAUGAGGAUAUUAUUGAGGGUGGGGGGAAAAAAAGGUGAUAUAUAUACAUACAUAUACACAUUUGGUUGUAUGAGGUACUGGCACAAAGUCAGUUGUGUGAGCGCCUCCUGUGUCAGGAACAACCUGAGACAUGUAGGUUUGCUUAUGAAAACAUCUGUCAGAGGAGAAGCAAGCAAAAGACCCUCCAUGUAAAAGCUAUUUUCACGUAGGUCUAUGACGAUGUGUUCUUUGAUUUAUCUUAUUUUAUUUUUACUGGAAACUGAAGUUUAUAAACCACCCCUUCUCCCACACCAGUGUCCAUAGAGAGAAAUCAGUGUUUUCAGCUUGUGACACAAUCUACCACUGCCUCAUUUAUGAUGUUUGUGUCACUAAGUUUAAUCUGAAGCAUGAUUUCAGGAGGCAGCAAUGGAUCAACAACUCCAGCGUGUGAUGUGCUGAAAUAUUGCUGCUUUUCUCAGUGGACUUUUUCCGCGGUGGUGCGAGCGAUUUACAAACUUCCGUUUCCAGUGGGAAGCAGGUAACAUGUUCUGAGGGAAUGAUUGACUGACCGAUCAUUUAUCAGGCAAGGCUUCAGAAGGCUGAUUGACUCUGUGUCAGUACCUUAUACAAACACACUUGAAAAUCCGGAACUAUCCCUUUAACAGCCGUCAGCUUAGAGCUGGAGAACAAGAGAAAGAGGAAAAG